This is a messenger RNA of Osmerus eperlanus (European smelt), 1723 nucleotides long. It is a transcript of the gene slc25a28, whose product is annotated as solute carrier family 25 member 28. Gene Ontology annotation, cellular component: mitochondrial membrane. The transcript is spliced from 4 exons. The record is from RefSeq and is a predicted model, not a curated record. Gene Ontology annotation, molecular function: ferrous iron transmembrane transporter activity. Bases 339 to 1568 code for a protein of 409 amino acids. NCBI's taxonomy places the organism in Eukaryota, Metazoa, Chordata, Actinopteri, Osmeriformes, Osmeridae. Gene Ontology annotation, biological process: iron import into the mitochondrion.
CCGUUGCCAGCUUGUUUCGACUGCCCGCCUCAUCCUGUGAACAACAACGUCAAACCAACCAAUCGUGUGGAUCCAAUGAAUGACUGACUGGAUAUUUGUCCAAUUAAGAGAUAGUUUCCAGCACUAGUCACAGACAAGCCCCCUUACCAUCAUCCUCCGCACUCAGCGAAGAUUAGCUUGCCUUGACUCCCUCCCCUUGCCCCUGCUGUUAAGCAUUGGGGAGUCCGCUGUCGGCUGGUACCAGACGCCCUCGAAUUUCCAAACAUCGGGCGGUUGACUUCCAGGGAGAUAUUUCGAGGACCAGCCGCCUGUAACUGACUGGACAGCCGAGCUUUCGAAUGGAAGCGGAUGGUUUCGUGUCCAGGCGACGAAUGUCCGUGGACACGACGAGCGCUGACGGCGGGGUCACAGGCGCUGCAGCUGGGGCGGACAUCCGAUGGCUGGGCGGCAGGAUUUUGAACGCUACGGGGGGAAUCGUUGGAGGGCUUACGCCGCCCAGGAUAACGGGGGAAAAAGACUUUGCUGUGGCGAUGCAUCGCGCAGCUCCCGAACCCACCACGGCUACCGAGCCUGAAAUUGACUAUGAGGGUCUACCUCAAGGUGUAGCUACCAGCACACACAUGUUGGCGGGUGCCGUGGCUGGAAUCAUGGAGCACUGCCUCAUGUACCCCAUCGACUGUGUCAAGACCAGGAUGCAGAGCCUGCAGCCCCAGCCCGGAGCGCGGUACAGGAACGUGAUGGACGCCCUGCGGCAGAUCGUGCGUACGGAGGGGGUGUGGCGGCCGGUGAGGGGCGUGAACGUCAUGGCGGUGGGGGCGGGGCCAGCGCACGCGCUCUACUUCGCCUGCUACGAGAAGAUCAAGUUCUCCCUCAGUGAUGCCGUGCACCCCGGGGCCAACAGCCACUUCGCCAACGGGAUGGCAGGUUGCAUGGCCACAGUGCUCCAUGAUGCAGUCAUGAACCCAGCUGAAGUGGUGAAGCAGCGCAUGCAGAUGUACAACUCCCCGUACCGCGGCGUGCUGGACUGCAUCGGCGCGGCGUGGCGCCGCGAGGGCCCGGCGGCGUUCUACCGCAGCUACACCACGCAGCUGACCAUGAACGUGCCCUUCCAGGCGCUGCACUUCAUCACCUACGAGUACCUGCAGGAGUUGCUCAACCCGCUGCGCCACUACAACCCCUCCUCGCACGUGGUCUCCGGGGCGCUGGCCGGCGCCAUCGCCGCCGCCGCCACCACGCCGCUGGACGUGUGCAAGACGCUCCUCAACACGCAGGAGGCGCUGGCGCUCACGGCCGAGGGCGCAGCCGCCGGGGGGGAGGGGGUUGCCGCGGCGGCGGCCGCCGGCGGGGGCGUAGGAGGAGGAGGGCGCCAUAUCUCGGGGCUGGGGGAGGCGUUCAGGACUGUGUACAGGAUGGGAGGGGCCCAGGCCUUCUUCAAGGGCGUCCAGGCGAGGGUGAUUUACCAGAUGCCCUCCACCGCCAUCAGCUGGUCGGUGUACGAGUUCUUCAAGUACCUCAUCACCAAGCGUCACCACGAGAGGCGGCUGAGGGACCGCGACGCCGAGAAGUAGAGGAGGAGGAGGAAGACGGGCUUCAAUCAAUAUGGCCGACUGGAGAGCUUCUCUUCUUGGGGAUGUGUGAAUGCUAACAGAAAGUUGGCCCACCUACCCUCUCUCUCACACACACUCUCUCUCUCUCUCUCUCUCUCUCUCUCUCUCUCUCUCUC